AUACGAUUUUCAUUUAUUAAAAUAAAAGAGGAUCAAAAAUCCAAAACCCUAGAUAACAGCGAUGGGAGUAGAGAAGCAAAUUUUGACCCCCGGAACCGGCCCCAAACCAACUGCCGGCCAGAAGGUCACCGUUCACUGCACCGGUUAUGGCAAAAAUGGUGAUCUCUCUCAAAAGUUCUGGAGCACUAAGGAUCCUGGGCAGCAGCCUUUUAGUUUCCAAAUUGGCCAAGGUUCUGUUAUAAAAGGAUGGGAUGAAGGUGUGUUGGGAAUGCAAGUGGGAGAGGUUGCUCGUCUGCGGUGUUCUCCAGAUUAUGCUUAUGGUGCUGGUGGAUUUCCAGCAUGGGGAAUUCAACCUAAUUCAGUCCUGGAGUUUGAGAUUGAAGUCUUAAGCCUACAGUGACUACGUGAUAGGAGGUGAAAACAGGCUACAGAACUAUCUGGAUAAUUUGAAUAACUUGCAUCAUCAUAGACAUUUCCAGAUGUUAUCGUUAUACUUUUGAUGAAUAUGAUAUGGGAUUGAUGAAUCUAUCUGC
Molecule: messenger RNA, 533 nt
Organism: Pistacia vera
Lineage: Eukaryota; Viridiplantae; Streptophyta; Magnoliopsida; Sapindales; Anacardiaceae
Product: peptidyl-prolyl cis-trans isomerase FKBP12
Exons: 5
Coding region: 62-400 (112 amino acids)
Molecular function (GO): peptidyl-prolyl cis-trans isomerase activity
Source: RefSeq, a predicted model, not a curated record